CAAAUCUCUUUGGACUUAUCUGUCACUUCUCAACUUUGUGUGGAAGUGGAAAACAAAUAGCAGAACAUAAAUAUAUGAUUUGAGACAUCAAUAUGGAUUAUGCAUGAACAGUACAAAGCCAUGAUCAAAGAACCAUGAUUCUGCCUCGAUACGGAAUUUGUGGAGAAUUGAAAGGGUACCAGGAGGUGUGCAUCAAUAGGGCAGCUGUGUUUAGGGCACCUUUUGUCAACAUUUGUGACAGGCUAUCAAAAAGAAAAUACUGUAUUUGCUCUAUGACCUGUUGCUGGAAGACCAGAAGACCAUAAUGGCAAAUUAUCCAGUGUUGGCCGUUUACAUAGUAACCUUCCUGACAGGCCUGCCUUGCAACCUCCUGGCACUUGCUGCUUUUAUUGUGAAAGUUCGGCGCAAACCGCUGCCCACUGACAUUCUCCUGCUCAACCUGACGGUCUCAGACCUCAUCUUUCUGUUCUUCCUGCCCUUCAAAAUCUCUGAAGCCUUCUACGGGCACUGGGUCCUGCCGAGACUCCUGUGCUCAGUGAGCUCCUUUGUCUUCUUCUCCACCAUUUACAUCACCACCCUCAUUCUGACAGCUGUCAGUGUCGACAGGUACCUGGGGGUGGCCUUCCCCAUCAUGUACAAGUACAAGCGUCAGCCCGUUCAUGCUAUCGUGGUCAGUGUCAUUUUCUGGGUCUUCUCCUCUGCCCACUGCAGCAUUGUCUACAUAACAGAACUCUUGUACCCCAGGGACACGACCAUGGAGCCUGUUUGUUAUGACAAUUUUACCGACAAACAACUGGCUGUCCUGCUCCCUGUUCGCUUGGAGUUGUGCAUUGUCCUUUUCCUCAUCCCCCUUAUAAUCUCCACUUUCUGCUACUUAAAUUUCAUCCGCAUCCUCAACACCCUGCCCAACAUCAGUCCUCAGAAGAAGCUGAGAGCAAUCGGCAUGGCCCUUGGUACUCUUUUGAUUUUCAUCCUCUGCUUCCUGCCCUACAACAUCUCUCACAUAGUAGGUUAUGUGAAUCAGAAAAGCCCAGAGUGGCGCACCACAGUCCUGCUCCUCAGCACCUUCAACGCCUGCUUGGAUCCCAUCAUUUUCUUCUUCUCCUCCUCUAGUUUUCAGGAAACAUCCAAAGAGAUUUGUUUCAAAAUUCUGGGAAAGAAAUACAUGCCCCAAACCAAUCUGCAGUAGCUACUAAAAGCCCCUUAAUUGCGUUCCUUAAUAAAUGGUGACCUAUCCUGUUUUUGCUGAAAGCUUGACUGCCAGAAUUUGUUCAGUUGACCAGAGCAGAAUUAAUUUUGUAUUUAUUUUAUUAGCUUAAUAUUAGAAAGUGUUGUUCACAAUGAAAUAUACUACUAAACUAACAUGCAUGACCAAACUUUAUUUAAAAUGUUCUAAAACGCCUUCACGUCUCCAUGCAAAACACCCAGAGAAAACUGUAGAGAUUCUGUGCAGUAAUUUUCAUACUGUAUUUACUGCUAGUAAAUAAAAAAGACAAAUCAAUAAAAGUACAAUAGAGAUAUAAAAAAAGACCAACUAAUGUUGGUAUUAAUAUGAAUGAGUAAAACCGUCUAUAAAGAAUAUGCUGUGCAGCAUACUGUAAACUAAACAGAUUAAAGAAAAUGUUAAGUUUAAGGAUCAGGAACCCAGACUAAAAUUACUCCUAUCAAACUUAAAGAAAAUUACAACUUUGUGAGUAGAACUUUAGCAAAAAAACAUAAGGUCUAUGCUGUUUCAGGAUUGCUACUGUACUGUAUACUGUA
This is a messenger RNA of Lepisosteus oculatus (spotted gar), 1761 nucleotides long. RefSeq names its product free fatty acid receptor 3-like. Lineage: Eukaryota; Metazoa; Chordata; Actinopteri; Semionotiformes; Lepisosteidae. Gene Ontology annotation, cellular component: plasma membrane. The record is from RefSeq and is a predicted model, not a curated record. Gene Ontology annotation, biological process: cellular response to fatty acid; G protein-coupled receptor signaling pathway. Gene Ontology annotation, molecular function: G protein-coupled receptor activity.